Molecule: messenger RNA, 1786 nt
Organism: Chara braunii
Lineage: Eukaryota; Viridiplantae; Streptophyta; Charophyceae; Charales; Characeae
Source: the annotation of a GenBank genome assembly
GAACGUCCAAUCAACGGGUGCCCACCCAAGGGGAAGUUUGGUGACGUGACGGUCUUUUAAUACCGUGGCCGAGGGGUACUAUGCAACGGUCGAGAGGAGGCUAUCACGACUUGAAGGGGUGACUGCGGCCAUGGCGGCUGCCUCUGGGGAGAAGCUUGCUCAUCAAUUGAUGCAGGAAGAGUCUCAAAGUGAGUAGGGAAUUGCAGGCAUGCGGAAGGAACGGCAAGAACGAUUUCCGGAGGGAAAGGCAAGCAUAUGCCCAUUGACGAUCGUGUGUGCUUGUUUUGGAUUGGCUGUACUCGGGUAAGGGCAGGGUCAGCUUGUAAAAUCUGCGGUAAGAUGGACUCUCAGAAAGGGAGAGGGAGAGGAGGAAGACUCAAGAAAAUGAUAGAUUUGGGGAGGGGAGGGGAGGAGGAGGGAGGAGGUCAAGGAAUGAGGGCGCGGAGAAAGGGAACGGAGGAAGGGAGAGGCAGGGUAGGAAGCAUUGUACAGGAGAUGCAGGCAGGGAUGUUAACACCGGUUCUUGGUGGGAACGGCUUCCAGAGUGAUGGAAGACUGUUUCUUUUGUAGUUGGAAAACUCCGUGCAUAUCUUACGACUGUGUUUCCAGCUUGUAUAAUUCCCCCCCCCCCACUCCCCCACCCCCUUUAUUGACUGUCGUAACAGUGUCGUUGCUACUGAACCUUUUUUCUAUAUCUGCUCCAUUUGAGUGGAGGGACGAUUUCAAAACUAUGGUACGUCUUCCUGUUGAAAUGACCAGCGGACUGUCUGUCGUCUGUGUGUGGGCCAACUGGCUCCACUUUGUUCGAUACGUCAUGUCCUUGGAGAAAAUCUGUGUGUGGGCCAACUGGCUCCACAAUGUGGUGACAGCGUCUAGUGGUAGGAGAGAAUCUGGACCAGGUGCAUCCAUCAAGCCAGGAAAUGUUUGUGUUUACACUCGAGAGUUCCAGGUUAAAAAGGACAUCAGUCGACAGUAUCAUGCACACCGCGACCUUUGUGCUGCAGAGGGAUGUAUGUCCUAUGCAGUGAAGACUGUGUGCAGGCACAGAGAUGUCGUAGGUGAAGGCUGGCCCUCGGGCAGGUUUAAUUUUUUGUUCAGCGAAACCUUUGUCGGAGCCAUGUCGGAAAUGAUUCAAAUGAUCACCCUCAUUAUUUAAAAAUACUGUAUGGUUGUGUCUACAGAAAGCCAUUCUCGACAGAACAAAUUCAAGGAUGCAGCCAGGAGGGUUAACUUGCAUGUGGCUUUUCGGAUCCCCUUUAAAUGCAUUUUCUGUACUUGGCAGGUGCUGUUGAGGACCUGCUAAUUUUCCUUAUUGUAAAUGACUUCUCCGGGUUCUCCAAAAUGUCACUAUGAACUCCGUUCCUUCUGGACUAGAGGAGCUGCGGAGACAUUACGGUAAGAGGAGUACCAACUUCUUGAACCGCAUAUGGUCGGUCUCGUCUGUUGAUACUGCUUGUGUAUUGCUCUACGCAAUGUUGUGCGAUACGGUUUGUCCUCCUGUUGUUGCGCACUUUUGUCAGCAACGCUAUGUAGAUUGCUUGGCGGUUGGUUAAGUCAUUUUGUCCAGAUCACCCUUCGCUUGUGCGCCCCUCCCUUCUGAGCUCCAUUUUCUGUUGCCAUGCUUCUUUUCCUGUUCUAAGGGUCGGCUUCUCGGUUUAUCUCUACCUCCGCGUUUGUUCUGUGUCCAACUUUUUCUGUCUCUGUCUUGGCCUUCGUAUAGCCUAAGGCAUCGUCGCUCCACGACUCUCCGAUUAUGCGGAAAUGAGAAUGAAUCCUAUGCUACGAC